AUGAAGCGUCACGCAAAAAACCUGAGUCGCGCGAAGCGAAGAAAGGCAUCAUCACUGGCCGCCGCAUUCCAAACUCACCGCCGCACCUGGGUUGUUCCUUUGAUCCUGGCGACUGCGAUUCUUCUCGUCUACGCUGUCAACCCGACCGAAUCCAAUCCGGCCUAUCCGUUUAUCUUCCUGUCGUACAAGUUGGGGGACGCGGUCGAUGGCUCCAGUGCGGCACCACAAUUCGGCAAGGGGCUUCGGGAUAUCCUCUUUGUAUGCUUCUACACAAUAGUCUUGACGUUUACGCGCGAGUUUUGCAUCCAGGAGAUAUUCACCCCUCUUGCCCGCCGGUGCGGCGUGACAUCACGCGCGAAACGGGCGCGGUUCGCCGAGAACAUGUAUACGGCGCUCUACAUCGCCUUCAUCGGGCCCUGGGGCAUGUACCUCAUGUACCGCACGCCGGUUUGGUACUUCAACACGCAUGGAAUGUACGAGGGCUUCCCGCACCGCACGCACGAAGCCGGGUUCAAGAGCUACUAUCUACUCCAGGCCGCCUUUUGGAUGCAACAAGUUGUGGUGAUGGUCUUGGGACUGGAAGCGCGGCGCAAGGACUUCAAUCAGCUCAUCGGACACCACGUCGUCACGGUAGCGCUCGUGGCGCUCAGCUAUCGGUUCCAUUUUGGCUACAUGGGCAUUGCCGUCUACAUCACGCACGACAUUAGCGAUUUCUUCCUGUCUGUCUCCAAGUCGUUGAACUACAUUGAGAGCAAGGCGCAGGGCUGGUCGUUUGGGCUGUGCGUCAUCAUGUGGAUCUACCUGCGGCAUUACAUCAACCUACGCAUCCUGUACUCGGCACUUCCAGGAGGAGAGUUCAGCACUGUCGGCCCGUACGUGCUUGAUUGGGAAGCGGAGCAGUACAAAUGCCCACUGGCCAACGUCAUCACCUUCAGCUUGUUGGCCGCGCUCCAGGCAUUGAACCUCUUCUGGCUAUACUGCUUGUUCAGGGCCGCCUACAAGUUCGUUAUUCUCGGAGUGGCCAAGGAUGACAGGUCGGAAGCAGAAGACGAGGGCGAGGAGGCCGAGAAAAUGCUUGACGGAAAGGCUCCCCAUAAGGACGAUCCGUUGGCGACAGUGGUGGGCGAUUCUGAUGUACCAGCCCAAGUUGCUGGCAACGGACUGGGACCGAGUCAAGGGCCGGUGAUGCAUAGGAAGACCAGGGCGAGUGUAACUAAUGGGUAA
Molecule: messenger RNA, 1224 nt
Organism: Canariomyces notabilis
Lineage: Eukaryota; Fungi; Ascomycota; Sordariomycetes; Sordariales; Chaetomiaceae
Product: TLC domain-containing protein
Exons: 1
Coding region: 1-1224 (407 amino acids)
Biological process (GO): ceramide biosynthetic process
Cellular component (GO): membrane
Molecular function (GO): sphingosine N-acyltransferase activity
Source: RefSeq, a predicted model, not a curated record